AUGGCUGAAGCUUUCGUAACUUUAACUAGUGAAAUUCAAGCAAAAUCUCCUUCAAUUUCAUUUAUAAAUUCAAAUAAAGGAAAACCUCUACUAGUUGCCGAUGAUUAUACUUUUAAACUGAAUAAAACAACAACAAGUACUAAAUAUUGGAUAUGCACUAUUAAUGGUUGUGCAGCUAAAGUGCAUACUGAUUUAAAUAAUGGAUUGAUGAAAACUGUUGGCAAUCAUAGUCAUCUUCCAGAAAAAGAAAAACUUGAGGUUCGUGAAGUUCGUGAAAAAAUAAAACAACGAGCUAUAAAUGAAACAACACCUAUUCCACGUAUAUACGAUGAAGAAUGUGCAAAAGCUAUGUUAUCAAAUACUGCAAUAGCUAUCUUACCAAGUGAACGUGAAAUGAGUAAGAAAAUUUUGUUCUAUAUUUUUCUCACUGUUAAGAUUUCAACUUAA
Molecule: messenger RNA, 447 nt
Organism: Rotaria socialis
Lineage: Eukaryota; Metazoa; Rotifera; Eurotatoria; Philodinida; Philodinidae
Source: the annotation of a GenBank genome assembly